AUGAAGAUGAAUUGUGCUUGCAUAAUACUGUUUCUCAUAGUGUGCACGUUGUGGACUAUCGGAGGGACUUUGUCGUGCGACCAGUGCGGCAGAGAAUGCGCCGACAUAUGCGGCACUCGACAAUUUCGGGCUUGUUGUUUCAACAACAUGAAGAAGAGGCAGUACGACGUUGGACUGAAAUUGUGGACGAGGCCCCGCCGUUAUACGAUACGCUUGCACCCGGAUUACGAUGCACAAUAAUUAAUCGACGGCAUUGUUUAACAUCCACACGUUGAUUUUAUAAAAUUGCACAGCAUUUUUGUUUUGUUUUUUUGGCUAGGCGCUUCAAUA
Molecule: messenger RNA, 330 nt
Organism: Dufourea novaeangliae
Lineage: Eukaryota; Metazoa; Arthropoda; Insecta; Hymenoptera; Halictidae
Exons: 2
Coding region: 1-240 (79 amino acids)
Source: RefSeq, a predicted model, not a curated record